AUGGGAAUGUCUCUCCAGAUGGAUACCGUGGACGCAGACGAUAGUUAUGCGUUGAUGCGAGACUACAAAGCAAGCUCACGAUUACUGGGUCAGCAUCACUUAUGGAAGAUGGAAUUGGGCUAUUUGAUACACCCGAGCAUACCGGUGCCAGCACAACCUCGCAUAGCUGACGUCGCAACUGGAAACGGAUGCUGGCUUUUAGACGUGGCGUCAAAUCUACCAGAGCCUUAUAAUCUUCAUGGCUUCGAUAUCAGUCUCGACCAGGUGCCGGUCACUACCCAAGACCCGACGUCGUUCUCCACAAUCCGCUUCCACACCUGGGACAUCUUCAAGGAUCCGCCGAAGCCAUUCGUAGGAGCCUUCGACAUCCUGCAUACACGACUCAUCACCGUCGUGUUCCGCGAGAACGAGCAGGUCAUACCUAUUAUUGAGAAUCUGAAGAAGCUCUUGAAGCCCGGAGGCUAUUUGCAAUGGGAAGAGGUCGACAAUACGGGGUUUCAUGUCAUACCAAACGCAAAAGGCACCCCAUCUCCCGCAAUGGAAGAGGCUUUGGUCCAGUUAUGCAGCUCUGGAAAGGGCGAGUGGAAGCAACACGGUGCACGCUUCCUCAACGAAAAUUGUUUCUUUAAUGCUCAGCAAUUCCACAUCGAACCUAGCGAAAACCUUGGCAGGCACUGGACCGACAUUUACCUUGCAUGCUGGGCUGAAUACGUUGAGCAAGUACUAGGUAAUCCGGAAAAGGCCAAGAAGAUGGGCGACCAGGCAAUGCGAGAAGCCCGUCGAGGAGCUGUCAUAGUCAUUCCAGUGUGGAUCUGGAUAGCGCAGAAAGCGCCGAAUAUGCCAAAGAUCCCUGAUGACAUACCGAAUGGUCUUCGAGGAUCAAGCACCAUCUCACGGCCGAGCAGUCGCAAUGGUCUGCCAAAUAACCACAGCAAUCACGCCAGCUUCGUGAGCAACACACAGUUCCUGCAAGAUCCAAGAAAUCCCGUUAGAGGCAUCAGCGUGAAUAGCUCGGUACCUGGUGUCACAACGCCAUCAGAACGCUCACCCCUGAGCCCUUAUCCGAACGGUAGCUAUACCAAUGGUAGCCAAUUGACCCACAGCGUUACGAAUCUGGAUCGAUCGCCAAUCAGCUCGCAUCUCAACGGUAUCGCUCUGUCAAGCGAUGCCCAGAACCGCAGUCCCCGAUCUCCUGGGCCUCAACCCCAUCACAACUCUCCGCCACACAGCUUCAUUGAUCAUGGGCUGCCAACCGCUAAUGGCAUGAAUGGCUAUCGCGACAACCCACCGCACGGCAUAUCCUACCGCAACGAUGAAACGGACGCCAGAUCCAUUGGCAACAACAAGCAAGGGUCCCUACACCGAAGCAAGUUUUAUCGCAGCUUGAAGAAGUUGGUAGUAUGA
Messenger RNA from Cercospora beticola, 1404 nucleotides. RefSeq names its product class I SAM-dependent methyltransferase. NCBI's taxonomy places the organism in Eukaryota, Fungi, Ascomycota, Dothideomycetes, Mycosphaerellales, Mycosphaerellaceae. The record is from RefSeq and is a predicted model, not a curated record.